AUGUCCCGCGCAGGUGGGGGCGUGGCGAAGGGCGGGCAGGGGCCGUGGCCGCGCGCUGAUUGGCUGCGGGGCGGGUCUGUAAAGGCGGAGGGCGCGCGGAGCGAGCGCCAUUUUGUCCUCGUGGUCGGGAGUGAGGAGGACUCGCCUGCGGCCGCUGCACUUCGCUGGACAUUUAUGAAAUUCAUGGGCAGUCGGCGUAGAAAGGCCAGGAUCACACCAGCUGAUGUCCAGGCCCAGCCUGACACCAUCCCGACCCAGCUGACAAAUCCUGAUGUCAGCACCGCGUCGACUGCUGCCCCAGCAAAGUGCGACACCGCAACCAGUGAUCACACAACCCACUGGGACACCACGUCCACCGAUGAUGAGUCAAACUGUGACUCUGUGCUGCCUGGUCUCACGGAGGAGGCCGACGCCACAACGAUGGAGGGCGUGGCGAGCACUGACGCCGCGCCUGUUCAGCGCCUGGCCGAUACCCCCAGCCUGGAGUUUCUUGAGGAGAGAGCUGUCUCUGCUGAAGUAGCCAUAACACCAGACGGAGACAUGCAGCAGAGACCCCCCACGGUGCCCAAGCUGGCCUGGGUGAAGGAGGAGGAGAAGGAGGAAAGCCCUAGGGCUGCUCCAACACAGCAGCCUGAAGAGGUGCAGCAGGUGCAGCCCCCGCAGGAGGAUGCAGGCCAGGAGCAGACAGAAGAGCAGCUCCGUGCCCGUGGCCGCUUCCGCAGGGCAGCACAGCUGGUUUGCAGAUUCAUCAGGUGCAUUUGGCAUGAAGAGGCCACUUUCAUGGCCACUGGGGACACGGCAAACUGGGACCUCUUCAAUGCCCAGACCAGCGCUGCCCUGCUGGAUAUGCUUGUGGAGAACGGUGUCUACAAAGCAAAGCAAGUGCCGGCCAUAGUCAGGUGCAUCCAUCAGUGGCUCACGUCCAAUGUAUCUGAUGAGCACAGGCUGGACAAGACUCUGGUCCUGCUGACCGAGGCACACCCCACGGAUGUUGCAGUGACCCUGCUGCGCUCUGCCCCAGCCUGUGACAGAGCUGCUCGCACCAUGUGGAAGACGCUCAUCUCCUCCAGAUGGACUAAGGAGCCGGUGCUGCAGAUCCUCUUCCAUGUGCUGGAAUACUGGCCAGCGCACAGGAGACGCACCUCUGAUGGGGAUGAGAGAGAUGUCUUUGCCCUGGCUGCAACUGUGGCACUCUGGGAGAUCCUCCAGCUGUCCCACUCCUGGUGCCCAAGUGCAGUGAAGGACAAUUUCCCGCGCCUCCUUCUGACUCUGCUCUUCCAAGUUUUCAUCAGCACAGAGGAGAUGUCAGAGGAGGUCGAGACCUUCUGGAGGCGAUGCCGGGAGCAGCGCAGCCUUCCCCCCAACCCCAACAGGUUUGCAGUGCAGACUGUUAAAGCCCUGCUGCGCCAGCUGCUGGAUGAGGACGUGUUGAUGGCGAUCGGUCGCAAGUGUGGCUGGGACAUGCUCCUCAAGGCUGACAGCCACCACUAUGCAGUGGGUCUGCUGGCCAGGGAGCUGUGCCAUGUCUCCUGCUCCUUCGGUCGCAGCAUCGCCGUCAGCCUGCUCCCGCGGCUCAGCAGGGGAGAGCCCCUGUGGGAACUGCCUGCCCUGGCGUUCCUGGUGGAGGUCCUGCACUGCCUGAUCCCCAGACAAUAUGGGCCCAGCAUCCUGCAGAUUAUUUCCAGGCACCUGCACAGUCAGUGCCCGGAGAGGCGUCGCCUGGCGCUCCGAGGCCUGGUGGUGCUCAGCAAGGCUCCCUCAAUGGCUAAGAGCAUCCGGAGCCUGAAUGAAAGCCUCCUGGAGCUACUGCAGGAUGCAGACACGGACGCGGUUGAGAUGACUCUCACUGUGUUCAUCAAUGUGCUGGGCUUGAAAAUCAUCCAAAUAUCCAGCCCAAUAGCCCUGAAGUUGCUUGAGGCGCUGCGGCCACUCUUUGACAACGAGCACAGCCAGCUGCAGCAGCUCUCCAUGCUCCUCUUCCGGGAGCUGAUGGAAGCGACAGAGAGGAGCAAGAGCCUAAAGCCACACGUGUACCUGAGUCUGGUGCCAUUCUACUUCAACUGGCACAAUGAGAACAAGCGUGUGGCAGAGGUGAGGACUCGCCUCUCGGAGAGCACUGUUUGGUGCAGCCAGGUUCCUGAAGUGGAGGGAUCUUGA
This is a messenger RNA of Pseudopipra pipra, 2157 nucleotides long. RefSeq names its product maestro heat-like repeat-containing protein family member 7. The transcript has 14 exons. The record is from RefSeq and is a predicted model, not a curated record. Bases 1 to 2157 code for a protein of 718 amino acids. Gene Ontology annotation, cellular component: cytoplasm. NCBI's taxonomy places the organism in Eukaryota, Metazoa, Chordata, Aves, Passeriformes, Pipridae.